Brassica napus (rape) is the source of this 1012-nucleotide messenger RNA. RefSeq names its product la-related protein 1B. The transcript is spliced from 4 exons. Gene Ontology annotation, cellular component: nucleus. The record is from RefSeq and is a predicted model, not a curated record. Lineage: Eukaryota; Viridiplantae; Streptophyta; Magnoliopsida; Brassicales; Brassicaceae. Gene Ontology annotation, molecular function: mRNA binding. Bases 287 to 829 code for a protein of 180 amino acids.
GGAUGCUGUUUCGUAAGCGUCAUAGGACAAGGACACGAAUUGUCGUAAGAAAUGGAUGAUUUUGUCGUAGAGAUUGAACCAUUUUUAGUGUGUUGACACCCGUUUGGUCGAACGAGGUGAAAAUGACACGAAUUGGUAGCGAGAGGGUAUUAUCGUAAAAACGAGGGUUUUGAUUGAUGUUUUGUAACAUCAACAACUCAUUCUUCCCCCCCCGGAGACACCGCCGGCCUCACCUUCUUUUUCUCUCAUUUCCUCUCUCUCUUUGCUCCUCCAUCUUUGUUACACGAUGGCUACGACGGAGUCCAGUGCCGCUAAUCCGGCAUCAGCCUUCUUUCCUCCUUGUGACAAGGACAAGAAGCCUGUCUGGAACAAGCCUUGUAUCAGCUCAUCCCCUCCUCUUAUGGGCGCCGAUUCAUGGCCUGCUUUGUCUCCUCUAUCUUCCCACAAGUCCCCCUCUUCCAAAGGUUUACCUGAUGGAUCAUCGCCAAUGCCGCAGGCAGCUGCUGCUACCUCAUCUGAUUACCAUAGUGCUGAUAACUUAAGCAAAGAUAAACACUUGAGGGGUCAGAUGAAUGAUGAAGGUUGGGUUCCUGUUAGAAUAAUAGCAGGUUUCAGAAGACUUGCGGAACUGACAGACAACAUUCAGACUAUAUUAGAGGCGCUGAGAAGUUCAGAAGUUGUGGAAAUUAAGGGUGAAGCAUUAAGGAGGCGAGGAGAUUGGGACAAGUAUUUACUUCCUCAUGAACCGUCAAGCUCUGGUCCUGCGACCUCACUGGGGUCUCAACUUGAGAGCAUGACUCUAUCAGAGAGGAGCAGAGAGGGAGAGUAAACAGAUGCUGAGUAAAAAAGAUGUGUUUUGUUCCAUUUGCAACUCUUUGUUAAACACCAUGUUGUUUUUGUCUUUUUUGGAUUGACUCUACUUGAAACAGCAUAAAAAAUAUGUUAUUCUCCGCUGGGUUCUUUAAUAUGGUUUGGUUAAUACUUAAUAGUGGAUAAAAAUGCUUGCACCAUC